This is a messenger RNA of Fraxinus pennsylvanica, 2358 nucleotides long. Lineage: Eukaryota; Viridiplantae; Streptophyta; Magnoliopsida; Lamiales; Oleaceae. The record is from the annotation of a GenBank genome assembly.
AUGGGAAGCGCCGCCGCCAUGACAACCACUAUCACUACGCCGCCGCCGCCGCCACGGCCACCAUCACCAUGUGGAAGUGGUGGGGCGAAGGCGGAAGCUUUAACGUACAUAGACAUCACCCAGCUUUCCCAAUCGGAAUUGCAAGCCCUCUCUUUGUGCUCCGAAUCUGCAUUCGACCUUCACAACACCGACGACCUUGUGACCCCCGACAUCGAUCGCUCCCUGUUUAAUGAGUCUGCUGGGAGUCGACGGCAGGCUUAUUCAGGCCUCCGCCACCCCCACCACCGCUCUCAUUCCCGCCUUCCAGGCCUACAUCCUGCCCUUAAAACCCACCACCAUUCCCACCCCUCCGAUGAUCCUGUUAAUCACUCUAUUAUCCACUUCCUCAAACACUUCCUCAAUGGCAACCACGAUCCUCCCCCACCACCUCCUCCUCCACCUUUGCCACCUCAGGCAGAGGUGUCGCCACUUCCUGUUAAUGGCCCAGGGCUAGGGUUAUUAAGACUUCAAGAAAAAAUAAAAAAUAAGCUGCAUGGAGGAGAAAACAAGCGGAAAAAAGUGCGAAGAAACAGGAAUUCAAAUAAAAAGAGGCUCUUGGAAAAUGGUGUUGGAAUGGAAUUACAGAAGGUCAAUGUGAAGGGUGAGGUGGUGGAUUUCGAGAAAUUGGAGAAGAAUGGAGACGAAUUGUUUAGCGAAGCAUUGAAGACGAGGACAAUGGGGUUGGACACUGAGGAGGGUGUUCUAGGGUUUUUGUCGAGCUUGGAAGGGCAGUGGUGUAGCAGGAGGAAAAAGAGGAAAUAUGUGGAUGCAGGUGCGUUUGGAGAUGCAUUGCCCAUCGGCUGGAAGCUUUUGCUUGGCCUUAGAAGGCGGGAUUUUCGCGUCUCUGUUUAUUGCAGGAGAUGUAUAAGCCCUACUGGACAACAAUUUAUAUCAUGCAAAGAGGCUGCUUCCUUUUUGCGUUCCUAUUUUGAGGGUAAUGAUGCAGAUCAACCAAGGGAUCAGAAGACUUGCAGCAUUCAGCAGGCGUAUGGUGUGGCUAUUGAGAAUCCAUGUCCUACCGACAAGAUUGAUGGCUUAAAGCCUGACAUACUGGCUCUUUCAACAUUGGACAUCUUUGAAUGUGUCAAAUGCAACCUGACUUUUGGUGAGAAGAAAGUGUUCUUGGAGCAUCUGUUCUCAUUCCACCAGAAGACUACCAAAAGGUACAGAUUUGGGACGCCAGUUGGUGAAGGCGUGAUAAUUAGAGAUGGAAAAUAUGAAUGCCAAUUCUGUCACAAGGUUUUUGACGAAAGGCGAAGUUAUAAUGGUCAUGUAGGCGUCCAUGUAAGGAACUCUGGUAAAGGGUCUGAUGAACUGGUUACUCCCGUCACUGUCCAGGAGAACUCUCAAUCUCCAGUACAGGAGGCUUUGCCCUCAAGGACAUCGAAAAUGGAUGCUUUAAUAGAAAUUGCUCAAAAUUCUAUUUUUGAAAAUUCGAAGGGUGGAACUAGUGAACAAGCCACAAGAGAUCAAAAUCCCAGUAUGAUGAGCUUAGAAGAAGCUCAGGCUCCAAGCAUUGACUUUCAAAUGAAUUUGGGAUCUGAUCCUAUUGAAAUUAAGACAAAAGAUUUUGAGCCUGACAAAGUUUCUAAUGAUGGAUUGAAUACACAUGAUGGCCAAGCCAAGAUGGAGGAUGGGAAUUUGGUAAGGAAUGAUGACACACAGAACAUAAAUGUUGCAGUCGGUUCCAAUUGCGCAAAUGAUUUUGGGCAUGUUGAGUUGAACGAAAUUGAAAGUUAUGAAAACAGUGAGUUAGAGACUGGUUUUGAAGAUGGAGGUUCAAACCCAAGCAAAGAUCACAUAGAAGAUACACCUGGGCUCAUUGUAGAAGAAAUUAGUUUUCACAAUGUACCUUCUGCCUCUUCAGUGCCCCUUGCCCCAUCAUUUCAGUUUUUUCCUUCCUUUGAUUCAAUGUCAUCUAAGGUGGACCAGGGAUUCUCUGUGAUUGAUCAGAAGCUUGAGAAUGUUACAGGUUUUGAGGAGCUGAGAUUUGAUGAUAUAGAACCUUUCAGAUAUGGUUUUGUGAGUGGACAAGAAUCACCAUCUUUGCCAGGGGGUUCAAUAGAUUUGAGAAACAAUUCUGGGAUAGAAGAUGGGUUCAAUUCCUCUAUUAGAUUUGGUUCAGAGGAAGUUGCAUUGAAUGCUGCAGACAUAAAUCAGCUGACAACUGUGUGUGUAUGGUGCAGAACAGAGUUCAAACUCGACGGUGUUGAAUCAGAAUCUCCAUCAGAUUCGAUUGGCUAUAUGUGUCCAACUUGCAAGGAUAAUAUCUCUGGGCAUUUGAAUGGCAGUCUGUCCAUGGAUCCUGGUGGUUUCUGA